CUCUCCAGUUGUCUUUGUGUGGAGCAGCGCUUGAAUCGUCGCGGUGUGGAAAACCGGUGCGGGGACAAGGGAUUCAUACGGGUCAGCAUGGCCAUGAUGGUCCGAAUGGCGUCAGGUCCCGCUCCGGCCGCUGCUGACCCCACCCCGGGGUAAGCGGGGCCUUUGGGGCGUGGAGAUUCGACCCGCAGCCGCCACCUGCUCCAACUUGCAGUUCGUUUGCAGAUUGAUCUGGUCCGCACUCUGGGCGAGAGCGCAGCGAUGGGGAUGAGCGGAGCCAUUCUGUGGGGGUCCAUCGACUUCUCCAGAACCACGGAAAACUGCCAGGCCGUGAAGGACCAGGUGCAUAAUGUGUUGGGGCCGUACAUCCUGAACCUGACCGCGAGUGUGCGGUUCUGCAGCCGGACGCUGUGCUCCAACCACGGCCGCUGCUACCGCCGCAACGCCGACGAGGAUGUUUUCCUGCACUUGAACAGCAAGUCGUUCCGCAUCGUGAAGCGCAAACGGCGCACCGACAAGGUUCACAUCAAGGGCCGGCCCAGUCUGUCGGACAAGAGGAAUUACAAAGCCCACUUCCAGUGUCAGUGUUACCGGGGCUGGAACGGCACCCGAUGCACCCGCUACAAAAAGCCCAUCGACUCCUGCGGAGCCAAGACCUCCCCGCUCACACUUGUCCUCGUCCUGCUCCUGAGCCUUCUCCUCAUAUGAUAGAUGUAGUUCCUGUCCAAAAUAAAAACAAUAUCCUGAAACUCACCCUGCUCACUUCACUUCUGUGUGUUUGGUCUUGUGGCACAGAGGCUCACUCACAACACAGAUCUGGCCCAUCGGCCC
Molecule: messenger RNA, 828 nt
Organism: Amblyraja radiata (thorny skate)
Lineage: Eukaryota; Metazoa; Chordata; Chondrichthyes; Rajiformes; Rajidae
Product: hyaluronidase-4-like
Exons: 2
Coding region: 259-705 (148 amino acids)
Biological process (GO): carbohydrate metabolic process; hyaluronan catabolic process
Cellular component (GO): cytoplasmic vesicle
Molecular function (GO): hyalurononglucosaminidase activity
Source: RefSeq, a predicted model, not a curated record